Molecule: messenger RNA, 2196 nt
Organism: Lithohypha guttulata
Lineage: Eukaryota; Fungi; Ascomycota; Eurotiomycetes; Chaetothyriales; Trichomeriaceae
Exons: 2
Coding region: 1-2196 (731 amino acids)
Biological process (GO): DNA-templated transcription; positive regulation of transcription by RNA polymerase II
Molecular function (GO): DNA binding; DNA-binding transcription factor activity, RNA polymerase II-specific; zinc ion binding
Source: RefSeq, a predicted model, not a curated record
AUGUCGACAGGUCCUGUCAUUAGGUCGACCGAGCAGGGUAACGACAACGAGGAUGAUCGUAAACGUGUUUCGAAAGCCUGCAGUCGAUGCCGUCUACGCAAAGAUCGCUGUGACGGAUCUCAACCAUGCACGAAUUGUCAGACUGCGAACAAGCCUUGCUCGUACGAGGCCACCACGAAGAAACGUGGCUUGCCCGAAGGUUACGUGCGAGGCUUCGAGAAGCUCAUUACUUUGGCUUGUCAAACAAUAGACGGUUUGGAGCCAGUCCUGACAAGUCUACUCAAGGACGAAGAGCUUCGCAAGCUAUGGAACACCUCGAAAGGAGACGGCUUAUACUCUAGUUGGAAGGACUCAGACUUGUAUCAUCAACUAGACGGAUUCCUACGAGAUACUGCUUCGAACUAUAGCGGUCCAAAGCGAAAGCGUGACGACGAUAGUUCCGAGAGUCCACCUGAAUUAGACACAGUACUGCAACAAUUGAGAGCGAACCAGUUCCGAAUUACACAAGAACAACUACUAUACACGAUGACGGGACAACAUGUUACAGACGGCCAAGAGCAGACGGCACAGCCCUUACCUACAACAAAGUUGCCAUCGAAUAGUAAAGGAUUGAUUGACCUAUACUUCACUCAUGUUCACUGCUGGUUUCCUAUACUUGACCGGCCAUCAGUUCUGAAAGAGUAUUACGCGUAUUCGAGGAGGACCCUGGGACAGAAACAGCACGAUGGAGGACAAGCACUGAUCUGGGCUAUCCUAGCAUACACUGUCCAGUUAGACGCGGAUAUGCAGGACAAGCAAGCCCUCAGUCGGCGUUACUCGGAAAUUUCACUGAAGUACAUUCCAACUCCCUACACUAAUGCUGAGGAUGUCCAAGAUUUCGACGUGAUGCAAGCUCAGGCGCUUGUGAUCUUGUCUCUGCUGCGCCUUGGGAACGGACAAUGGGUAGGUGCGUGGAUGUGCACUGGCAGAGCAGUCCGCAUUUUGCUCGCCAAGAACGUUCAAGCUGAGCACUCACAGCAGAGGAGAGGAGCCUUCCAAGGGUGUUUUAUUCUAGAGACUCUGCUGAACGUACACUUUGACAACACUCGACCACUAUUCUUACCCAGUCUGGUUGAUCAUAUGCUAGAUGAAGACGGAUUCGAGGAGUGGGAGUCUUGGGGCAGCAGUCAAGGACCAUCGUUCGCUCGCAGCAUCUUCAAUCGCCUAACCAGCGUCUUCCUCAUUCUGCACGACGCUCUCACAGACAAUGCAGCGUCUAUGGACCCGUCCUACAUUCAGUCCAAGCUCACGUCAAUCCACAAUUUGGCUCAAGAACACUUCAACCUCGGUAUUGGUAGCCCGACAGUCGAGAGUCCACCUCACCACGUCUAUUUUCAAAUCGGCUUGCUGUUCGCUCAGCUGCGACUCGUUUCACGACUGGCCGAGCAGGACGCGGUCCAGUUCGACCUUAUGUCGUUAACGAUUAACGUAUUAGGGUUAUUUGAAAUUUGUGAGAAAUCUGUCAACAUUGGUCUCACUCGCAUGCCACCAUUAUUUGCUGAUAUUCUGAAUCUCGCUAUUGACGUCGCCGCAGGUGCAAGAAUUUCAUUCGGCUCCUCAGCAUCUUCUCCAACUUAUCAAGACUUCGUAUUCACCAUAUCUGACUUCCGAGCUCGUUUGUCUAAUAUCUGGGCUUCCUUCCAUAGCAGAAAGGCCAUAUCAACGCCUGGCACUGAGUCUUCUGGAGCACGCCGAACCAUGUACAACGACGAUUAUGUUGUCACAGAUGUGGCAGUGCACAGCCAGACAGAGCCUCAGGAAGCUUUUCCUACCACUAUCGGGACUCGAUCAACAUCCCAGAUCCCGUUGGCACCCACGCAAUCGUUCUUCCCGGAGGCCAAUCAGAAUGCCCUCGGCCAAGGCCCUUGGUCCGGAGUCGAUCUGGUUGGUGAUAGCUUAGUCUCUGGCGCAGCAUUCCCCAUUACUUCGCCAAGUUUCGCCGGAGAUGAAGUUGACGCCAUUUUUCACGAGAUGGCUCAACUUGACACAAGUGAAUGGGCAAAUGAACGUGCCAUGGGGCUGAAAGAUUUUGGCUUCUCAGACGAGUCGGCUUUCAUGGAUUUCUGUAACGACCCUGAGCGGCUCUUACCAGUAGACAGCAGCAUGCCUUUGUCAAGCAAUCGACAAUCCUGGACCUUUACUGGCCAGCCGCCUUGA